Pedinophyceae sp. YPF-701 is the source of this 3135-nucleotide messenger RNA. The record is from the annotation of a GenBank genome assembly. NCBI's taxonomy places the organism in Eukaryota, Viridiplantae, Chlorophyta, Pedinophyceae.
AUGAGUGCGGAAGAGGGCAGCCCCGCGGUUUCCGACCAGGCCGCGAACGAGGAACAGGCUGGAACGCGCGAUGAGGAUGUAUCCGGGGGCGCAGGCGCGGACGCCGUGGCUGACGAGGAUCAGGGGCAGGACGAUGAGGAGGGCGCGGACGACGGCGGGGUAGAGGACCUUGAGGACGAAGAGGAGGAGGAGGCGGAGCAGGAGGGCGCAAGGAAGAAGGGAAAGAAGAGGCGCCAGGGCGGGUCGAGGUUCAUCGAUGAUGCUGCGGAGGACGGCGACGAGGAUGAAGAUGAGGAGGAGGAGGCCGCCAACGAAGGCGAUCGGCCCAAGGUGAAGCGCAGCAGGUUCAUCGACGACGCUGCCGAGGACGAGGAUGAGGACGAGGAGGGUGAUGAGGACGAGGAGGACGAGGAGGAGGAGCCCGCGGCAGCGGGCGGCGAGGACCGCGGCGAGGAGGGCGCGCACGAGGAGGACCACCUCGAGCUCCAGGGAGAGCUGCGGCGGCAGAGGGAGCGCGAGGAGGAAGCGGACCAGCUGGGGGAGCAGCUGCGCAGGCGAAUCGAGGAGCGCUACAAGCAGCCCGAGUACAUGCAAGAAGCUGGACAGGACCGCGAGGUGGACCAGCAGGCCCUGCGCCCCACCUCAGCGGACCCUUCGGUGUGGGCCGUGAUCUGCAAGGCCGGGAGGGAGCGCGAGCUGGUGGUGGCGGUGCUGCGCAAGUGGGUGUUCUCGCACCGCUCGGGGAAGCCCCUGAAGAUCAAGUCCGUGUGGGCGCGGGACGAGAUCAAGGGCUACAUCUACGUCGAGGCGUUCAAGGAGAGCCACGUCAAGGAGGCCAUCGGGUCCAUGCAGAACGUGAUCCACUCGCGCGGCUACCAGCUCGUCCCGCGCGAGGAAAUGAUCUCCUCCAUCACGCCCUCGGCCCAGGCGAAGGAGAAAAUCACCGACGGGUCCUGGGUGCGCAUCCGCUCGGGCGUCUACAAGAACGACCUCGGCAGGGUGCAGAACGUCGAUCUCGCUCGCGGCAGGGCGGUCGUAGAGCUGGUGCCGCGGCUCGACUACCCGCUGCUGGCGUACAGGCAGGCGAGGGCGCGUGGCGAGGAGGUGGGGGACCCCCCCAAGUCGCAGUUCCGUCCCGUGGCGCGGCCGUUCAACGCGGAGGAGGCGAGGACGUACGGCGUCGACCCCCAGGACUACGGGCGGUACUGGCAGAUCGACAGCCUUCGCAUCGUCGGGGGCUACCACGUGCGCGACUGCUCCCUCAAGAUGCUGAUGCUGGAGUCCGCCCCGUCGCUCGACGAGAUCCAGGUGUUCAACGCCGCCAAGCAGGACGGCAACGCGAUGGACGAGGACGACGCGGAGGGAGGGCGCGGCGUGUCGGACCUGGAGCAGCUGGCGAAGAUGCUGCCCAAGAUCGACGACUCGACUGCGGGAGUGCUGUUCAAGAAGGGAGACAAGGUCCUGGUGACGCGCGGGGAGCAGAAGAACCUGCGCGGCGUGAUCGUGAGCAUCACGGGCGGCAGCGUCGAGGUCAUGCCGUUUGACGAGGCGUUCAAGGACAUGGGGGCCUUCACCAUCCCCCUGAAGGACCUGAGCAAGACCUUCGACGUGGGCGACGCGGUGGUCGUCGACAAGGGGCAGUACCAGGGCGCCACGGGGCAGGUCUCGCGGGUCGACAAGCAGGUGGUCACGUUCUUCAACGACUCGACGCAGAAGCCAGUGCAGGUGUUCGCCAGGGACCUGUCCAUCUCCAAGGAGCGGCCCGCGUCGAUGUCGGCCAUCGGACAGUACCGCCUGUUCGACUUGGUCAUGAUCGACCAGGAGACGUUCGGCGUCAUCAUCAAGAUCGAACCGGGGUCGUGCACGGUGCUCACCAACCACUCGCAGCCCGGUCGGAACGACAUCCAGGUGUGCCGCCUGAGCGAGAUCAAGAAGAAGAUCGAGGCUCAGGUGCAGACGACCGACGUCCGAGGGAAUGCCAUCCGCAAGCGCGACAUGGUGGAGAUCAUCGCAGGGCCGGCAAAGGGUGUGGAGGGCACCGUCGUGUACGUGUGGCGGAAGCACGUGUUCCUCAACACCGUCGGCUCCUUGAAGUACAAGGGCAUGCUGUGCAUCCCAGCGCAGCAAGUCGCAGCGCGCGGCAUGAACGCGGGACCCGCCGCUGCGGUGGCCAACGGCCCUGCUGGCCUCAGAACCCCGGCGUUUGGACCAGGCGGCGGUGGCUUGGGGGGGCGGCCUGCGCGGCCACCCGCACCCAUCCGGCGCGACAGGAUCGUCGGCCAGCAUGUCAAGGUUCAGAAGGGCUCGUACCGGGGAUACUACGGAAAGAUCGAGCACGCGGAUCCCGACCAGGUCAAGAUCCGCCUGGACGCAAACGGGCAGCUGGUCAACGUGAAGCGCGCACACCUCGACGCCGCCUACCAGCAGGGGGCGGCGCCAUCUGGCCUGCUGGUGGGCCUGCGGCGGGGCGGGCCCCGGCCGGCCUUCGGGAGCGCGACGCCCGGGAUGGCAGCAUUCCGCGCCACUCCUGCUCACGCGGGAGCCGCGACAGCUCUGCACCCCGGCGCAACGCCGUUCCACUCCGGAGCUGCGACUCCCAUGCAUGCCCCGAGCACACCGUUCCACGAGAGCGUCUGGAACCCUGCCUACGGAGCCACGGCGACGCCCGCCCACGGCGAUGCGGCACCUCUCAUGGCGCCCCCGGGCAGUGCGACCCAAGGCGCCUACUCAACAGGAGGCUUGGACGCUGCGUUGGGAGGCCAGCCGAGCGGCGGAGGCACUGAGACAGAGCUCACACCGGAGUGGGAGGGCGUCGUUGUGGAAUUCCGGGCAUCCGGGCAGCGCGCACGCGUGCUCAAGGUCCAAGACAGCCAGUGCGAAGUCGAGCUUGGCAGCGUCGACGGGGGCAGCUUCGUAGCCAAGGAAGGCGAACAGCGCACCUCCGUGCCAGCGAGUGACCUGCAGCUUGUCGCGCCUGGUGCGGGAGAGGCCGCGAAGGUGGUCGCGGGGAAGCUCGUCGGCAAAGUGUGCACGGUGAAGGCGGCGCCCCCUGGAGGCUCCCAGCUGAUUCUCGCCGUCCCGGACGGAACGUUCGAGGCAGUCCCAAGAGGAAACGUCGGGCUGGCAUGCAACUGA